AAUUUGGCUAAAAAUGUUCCAUAAAUACCUCAAAACUUUGCUGUGUGUCAUAUGGACCCUCUACAGCCCGGCGUAUGGGAAGGCCCAUGCUCAGCUGGAAUUGCCACCACUGCCGACACCAAGACCAGAAAUUUACUACAAUGGUUAUACGGUCUCCACUACCCCAGCCCAGGCUUUGGGUGAUUUAGAUCGAGAUCAACGGUUUGGACCACCCUAUGCGGAUGAUGGUAAUGGGGAUGAUGGGUCGGAUGAUUUUAGGAAUGGCCAGACCUAUGAUGAGCGCAUGCGUUACGGUUUCAAUUAUCGUUCGAAUUUCACCUUCCCCUCCGAUUCGCCGUUUAGCGAUAAGAAUGUCUACAACACGCAGACGCUGUUGAAUGAUCGCUAUGGCAAUCGUAAUUAUGAUAAUAAUCCAUUGAAUCAUCAGACCUAUAAUGAUCGGUAUGGGCAGAAUGCCUUGAAUUUGGCAAAUCAACAACAGCAGCAGCAACAGCAACAAAACAAUCGUUACAAUUAUGCCAACAACAAUGGAAAUAAUUUUGCGGGCGGGGUCACCCCACAACCACCCAUAAUUUUCAAUAACCCCUCAACUCCGGUGAAUUACAAUCCUUCAACACCCCCGCCACCACCACCACCACAAUCUGGAUAUAAUCCUUCCACACCAAAUGGUUAUAAUCCUCCCGUGACAACUUAUAAUCCCAACAAUCCCAGCAAUCGUUACCCCGGCGACGGCAAUCGUUUCCAGAAUCCCUACGACCCAAAUCAGGAUCGUUUCAAUUUAAAUCAACAAUUCUACGAUCAGCGACAACGCUUCCAAAAUGAUCGAAUCUAUCAGUUGGAGUUGCAAAAAUUGCGAGAUCUAUUAGUGGAAACUGAUCAACAGGGAUCGCGGGAAUGUACCGCCAAUGUGGCAGCCCAGUGGAAUUUCGAAACGAAUGUCAAUGAAUUUACGCAAACGGAGGCGCUCAAUGCCCAACAACGUUAUGUGGAAUUUCAACGUUUGGUUGCGCUGCAAUCUCGGCAAAUAAAUAAGGAGUUGAUUUUUGAUCGUCGCCUAUAUCGUCAAUUGAUGCUGCAAUCGGAAGUGGGUCCCAAUGCCCUGCCGCUGGAGUCUUUGGAUAGGUACAACCGCCUCAUAAAUGAAAUGCUCUAUAUCUACAAUGGAGCCACGAUCUGUGCCUAUCAGCAGCCGUUUUUAUGUAAUUUACGUUACAUACCCGAUUUAAAGGAGAUAAUGUCCAAGUCACGAGACUGGGAUGAGCUGCAGCAUACCUGGGUGGAAUAUCAUCGCAAAGCUGGCCGGGAGAUGCGCGAUGGCUAUGAACAGCUGGUGGAUGUGAUGAAUGAGGUGGCCCAUGUGAAUAAUGUCACCGAUGGCGGAGAGUAUUGGUAUUUGGCCUAUGAGUCGAACAAUUUCCGCCAGGAUGUCGAUAAUGUCUGGGAACAGAUACGACCCCUCUAUGAAUCCCUACAUGCCUAUGUUCGUCGCCGUUUACGUGAAUACUAUGGACCGGAGCGGGUCAACCGCAUUGCUCCCAUACCCUCACAUAUUUUGGGCAAUAUGUUCGGCCAAUCAUGGUCGAAUAUUUUGGAUAUUGUCAUUCCGUAUCCGGGUAAGAAGUUGAUUGACGUAACACCUCGAAUGUUGGAACAGGGUUAUACGCCACAGCUGAUGUUCCAAUUGGCUGAGGAGUUUUUCACUUCGAUAAAUAUGUCUGCUGUCGGGCCGGAAUUCUAUCAGAAUUCUCUGAUAGAGCAGCCACUGAAUCGUCGAGUGUUGUGUGAACCCUCCGCUUGGGAUUUCUGUAAUCGCCACGAUUUUCGAGUGAAACUCUGUACCGACAUCAAUCAGAAGAGUCUGAUAAGUGUCCACCAUGAAAUGGCCCAUAUUCAGUAUUUCCUGCAGUAUCGUCACUUGCCCAAGGUGUUUCGGAAUGGAGCCAAUCCGGCCUUCCACCAGGCCGUGGGCGAUGCCAUUGGCUUGUCCGUAAGCACUCCCCGACAUUUCCAGACUCUGGGCCUACUUCAAAGAUCUGUGGAUGAGAGUAGCUAUGACAUCAAUUAUCUCUUUACCAUGGCCAUUGACAAGGUGGCAUUUAUGCCAUAUGCCUUGGCCCUGGAUAACUGGCGUUAUGAUGUCUUUAGCGGGAGAGCCAACAAGCAUAUGAUGAACUGCCAUUACUGGAAUUUGAGAGAAAAAUAUGGCGGAAUAAAACCUCCAGUGCUGCGUUCGGAGAAGGACUUUGAUCCUGGUGCCAAAUAUCAUGUUCCCGCCAAUAUACCAUAUAUCAAAUAUUUCGUAUCCAAUGUCUUGCAGUUUCAAAUCUAUCGUGGCAUGUGUCGUGCUGCUGGUCAAUAUGAUCCCAAUGAUCCGCGAAAACCUCUGCACAAAUGUGAUGUCUAUCGGCGCCCUGAAGCGGGCAAUUUAUUAAAGGAAAUAAUGGCCAAAGGCUCCUCACAACCGUGGCAGGAAAUCAUGGAAGAAGCAUUGGGCGAAGGCCGCCUAGAUGGCUCGGCAUUGCGUGAAUAUUUUGCCCCACUCGAGGAAUGGUUGCGUUUGGAGAAUUUACGUACCAAUGAAUAUGUUGGCUGGAAUUAUGACGGCGAUUACUGUAAACGUAGCAUAGAAACGGCCAAUCUUCAAGUCUUCGGUGGCUACUAUAAUCAUGGCCAAUCAUCGCUGGUGUCGAAUCUGGGCUACACCAUGGUCUUGGCGUCUGUAAUUUCGUCAUAUUUACUAGUAUUAGUUUUAAUCAAGUGGUAAUAUCAAUUUGUAAAUUCAAGCUAUUAAUGUUAAAUGACCAAAAAACGGAAUGAAUUGAAAACAUUUAGCAAUUAUUUUUGUUAUUUAAUACUAAAAAAAAAACCAAGUCAUUUUAAUUCACUUGACUUAAAAGUCAAUAAUAAAAUUGCAUAAUUUAGUUUGUAUUGGCGGCAAUUCUUUGAAGGGGUGGAUAUUCGGACUAAGAAUUUUUUAGACAUUUUGAAUUAUCCUUUGCAUAUUUUUUGAAUAUAUUUAAAAAUCCACGGUUAUAGAAGGUCCUGAAAAGAAAUAUUUUUAAAAACCCCCGUUAUAAAAGGUCCUCAAAAGAAAUAUUUUUAAAAAUCCAUGAUUAUGGAAGGUCUUCAAAAGAAAUAUUUUUAAAAUCCACGAUUAUGGAAGGUCCUCAAAUGAAAUAUUUUUAAAAAUUUACGAUUAUGGAAUGUUCUCAAAAGAAAUAUUUUUAAAAACCCACAAUUACGGAAGGCCUUCAAAAGAAAUAUUUUUAAAAAUCCACGAUUAUGGAAGGUCCCCAAAAGAAAUAUUUUUAAAAAUCCACGAUUAUGGAAUUUCCUCAAAAGAAGUAUUUUUAAAAACCCCCGUUAUAGAAGGUCCUCAAAAGAAAUAUUUUUAAAUAUCCACGAUUAUGGAAGGUCCUCAAAAGAAAUAUUUUUAAAAAUCCACGAUUAUGGAAGGUCCUCAAAAGAAAUAUUUUUAAAAAUCCACGGUUAUAAAAGGUCCUUAAAAGAAAUAUUUUUAAAAACUCAGAAUUAUAGAAAGUCAGUAAAAAAUAUUUUUAAAAAUCCACGAUUAUGGAAGGUCCUCAAAAGAAAUAUUUUUAAAAAUCCACGAUUAUGGAAGGUCUUCAGAAGAAAUAUUUUUAAAAAUCCACGGUUAUACAAGGUACUCAAACAAAAUAUUUUAAAAAAUCCACGAUUAUGGGAGGUCUUCAAAAUAAAUAUUUUUAAAAACUCACAAUUAUAGAAAGUCAGUAAAAAAUAUUUUUAAAAAUCCACGAAAUCCACCAAAAAAAUAUUUUUAAAAAUCCACGAUUGCAGAAGGUUUUCAAAAUAAAUAUUUUUAAAAAUCCACGAUUAUGGGAGGUCCACAAAAAAAUAUUUUUAAAAAUCCACGAUUAUACAAGGUACUCAAAAUAAAUAUUUUUAAAAAUCCACGGUUGUACAAGGUCCUUAAAAGAAACAUUGGGAGGUCCUCAAAAUAAAUAUUUUCAAAAAUUCACGAUUAUGGAAGGUCCUCAAAAGAAAUAUUUUUAAAAAUCCACGAUUAUGGAAGGUCCUCAACAGAGAUAUUUUUAAAAAUUCACGACUAUAGAAAGUCCUCAAAAGAAAUAUUUUUAAAAAUCCACGAUUAUGGAAGGUCCUCAA
This is a messenger RNA of Musca domestica (house fly), 4146 nucleotides long. RefSeq names its product angiotensin-converting enzyme (gene Ance-3). Gene Ontology annotation, biological process: proteolysis. The record is from RefSeq and is a predicted model, not a curated record. The coding region runs from base 14 to 2764 and encodes 916 amino acids. Gene Ontology annotation, molecular function: peptidyl-dipeptidase activity; metallopeptidase activity. The transcript has 9 exons. Lineage: Eukaryota; Metazoa; Arthropoda; Insecta; Diptera; Muscidae. Gene Ontology annotation, cellular component: plasma membrane.